AUUGAAAGAGAAGGAGAUUGUCAAAAUGGAUUUGGGAGAGAGAGAUUGCAUCGAAAUAGGGGAGCUUGAUGCUUCUCGACCUGAAAGAAUGAUGUGCUUCGAUCUGUUCUUCAACGUCGGCGGCUACUGGGCUCGCGAUGGAUCUUAUCUUGGAGGGGAUCCCCAUGAAGGUGGGACACACGUCUGUAAAGGAUUCAAUGUGAAGAAGGUGUUGAUGCUUUUGGUUGAUUUUAUCGGUUAUGAAGACAACAUGAGCAAAAUUUCUUGGUUUCCACCUGAAACUCCCACCGAGAGAGAAGAUAUAGAGGACGAUGAGACAAUGCAGAAGGCCGCCCAUUAUGGUAUUGCCGCAAGUGCGUUAACUCUUUUUGUUGUUAGAAGUGAUGAUCCAUUUAUUGAGCAAAUGACGGAUUGUCCUUGGAGGAUAUAUGCAUCUAUCAACAGCAGCUCUCCUAGGGUGGUUAUUAGAUCGCUUCAAGAAGAGCACAACUGCACUUGGUGUGGGAAGGUGACUCUGCUUACGAAUGCAAGAAUAGCUGUGUUGUACAUUGAAGAAUUCAUAGAGAAUCCAAAUAUUUCAGGAAUGCAACUGCAGAACAGGCUCCUCAAACGCAACAUCAAUGAGUAUGACCCGGUUGCACACGCUGAUUUGAAGAUAAACAUUUGGGUUCCAUGGACAAGAGCAAUUUCUUUACUUGAUCAGCAGAUUGACUUGGCGAAAUAUUGUAUGCCUCUUCCUUGUGGACUUGGAAAGUAUGAAGUAACCUAUAGAAAUACUGAGAGGUAUAUUGUUCAUCUUAGAAACAAGGUGGAUUGCAGCUGCAGGUUAUUUCUUGUCAGUGGUAUACCUUGUUCCCACAUUUGUUCUGCGCUUAGACUAGAAAAACAGGCAGAACAAAAUCCUAGGACAUUGAUUAGCAGUUGGUAUUCGACUGAGAACCUUAAGAGAUGCUGUGAGAGUCAUAUGGGUCCUAAGAUAACCACUGAUGAGAUGGUUAGACCGCCUUUCUUUAAGAGUCCAGGAGGCAGACCACCAGGGAAGAAGCGAAAGAAAGAGAAGGGUGAGAAAGAAGCACCAGGAGUGGGCAAAAGAGGGAUCAAAAUUGUAAGUUUCUUAUUUCUUGAUGAGAAUGCUUUCAUUGUGGCAACUAUGGUGAAGAAGGCCACAACAAGACCAGAUGUAAAAAUGCUGAAAAACCAUAGCCUCCUGCAACCUGGAUCUCUAGCUGUUUCAGCUUCGGCUUGGGAUUCUGCUGAAACUGCAGAUUCUGCUGAAGCUGCUUCUUCAUCCCAGCCUGUUCAGAACGAAACUUGGAGGCCUUGGGGUGAUGCUGAAGGUGGGUCUUUAUCUCAGCCUGCUGAAGAUCUUCCAAAUUUGUCCUGUGCACUGCCAAAAAGGAAGCCAGGCAGGCCACCCAAGUAUCCACAAAAGGGAGCCUCAUCUUCUCAACCUUCUAGUGAAACGAUCAAGCCACAUAAGAGAGCCUCGUCUUCUCAGUCUACAUAUGACAGAGGACCAACUACCAUCCCACGAGAGAGUUAUGGUAUAUUCACAAGUCCUAUAACAGGUGAUGACUACAUUCAGGUUGGUAGGUCUAUGAUCAGCGCUAGGGACAACACAAUUCUACCUAGCACACUUUACAAUUCAAGAGAACGAAAGAAGCUUGAUGUAGCUCGUGGUCGUAGCUGUGGUCGUGGCCGUGGCCGUGCUAGUUACAAAGGCCACACCAAUAACUAUCACAAUGAGAUUCUUCAUCUCCUUCACAACCAAAGCAUUCUUUUCAACUUCACCACUUACAUCACGACUCUGGAGCUCCUCCACCACCAUCCUCAUGUCUUAAUACUUCUAUCUAUCUUGUUGGACAGCUUGUUGGGCAAGAACAUGGAGGCGGACAACUUCAUCAUGACUGCGGUUAACAUUAGCCCACAUCAUACGGUGAUCCACAAGGUCCCCUUUUUCAUCACGGUUGAU
This is a messenger RNA of Thlaspi arvense, 1972 nucleotides long. NCBI's taxonomy places the organism in Eukaryota, Viridiplantae, Streptophyta, Magnoliopsida, Brassicales, Brassicaceae. The record is from the annotation of a GenBank genome assembly.